Messenger RNA from Pecten maximus, 4688 nucleotides. RefSeq lists its product as uncharacterized. Gene Ontology annotation, molecular function: protein binding. Bases 163 to 3156 code for a protein of 997 amino acids. The transcript has 9 exons. Lineage: Eukaryota; Metazoa; Mollusca; Bivalvia; Pectinida; Pectinidae. The record is from RefSeq and is a predicted model, not a curated record.
GCUCUUUUUUCAUUUCGAAGAAAUUGUAGUUUAGGUGGGGGUUCUUCGUGGACCUUCUACAAUAUCAUCCUGUGCUACAUUUUUGCAAGUUAUGUGAUGAAUAGUUUUAUCGGGAUAGUCCUCCAAACACAGAGUCGGUAGAGGUAGACUGCUGUUUGCUGUAUGGGGGCAUCUGUGUGUAAGUCGGUGAAGGUGAAAUCAAUUUCGACCGCUCACGAGUCUUGUAGUCGGGAUGGAGCUGAGCUUGUCGGUGUGACUCGUGAACCUGUAGAACAUGUGUAUGUAGAACAUGGAUUAACGACAGAUGCCAGGGGAGCCAGGAAAACAGAUGAAAACUUCCAACGGACGGCUCCUACACCGACUCCACGUAGUCCUGUUGAACAUGAAGAUACAACAGACAUCCACAGUAGCAGUCGGGAGUCUAUCAAAUGGGAUAAACCAAGUACUGUUAAGUCUACUCCUUCACCUGACCGUGCAAAAAAUGAUGACGUGAAAAGUCAAUCCCGUGGCGACGACGAAGAUCGCUUAAGCUUGUCCACUGUAGCUUCUUUAAGAUAUGGCGAUACCACAAGCAUUGAGACCGAAGGUCAAAGGGCACCUGAUGUUGAGCCAGUGGAGGAGACUCCACAGCAGAUUGAAAAUUCCGCGAUCAGUCGGGAAAAUGAAGCUAUACAGGAAAAGGGUGAUUCAGAGACUAGCGCACUUUGUAUCAACCAAGGAGGGUCAGCAACCCUUCCGCCAACCGACCAGCAAGAGGAUAUGGAUCACAUAUCGCCACCAUCUAGAGAGACUACUGGUGACACGUACAAUAUACAUAUUGCUGACAGAGAAAUUCGUCUGAAAGGUGUCAUAUCGAAAUGCUGCCAGAGUUAUACAAAGGAUGACGUGAUGUUUGUUGAGGUACCAGCUUACGAAGCAGCCAGAGAUCAUCUCCUCAAAUACAGCAUGCUGACUUUGACGAGUAAGCCAGGGGAAGGCAAGACUUUAUUAGCACGCCAUCUUCUGCUCGACAUCAUCAAAAGUGAGCACCCAGACGUCCGACUUGAUGAAGUUAUCUUGGCUGAUACGCCAGACGACUGGAAGGAUCAUAUCAACCCUAACAAACGCCAGUUUGUACUUAUUGAGGACAUCUUCGGAGUAUCCAACUUGUCCAAGAAUCGUCUCGACAUGUGGCGGCCUCUGCUUGACACCAUUGCUAGAGUAGUCAUUGAACAAUCCGGUAAACUAUGUGUAGUGGUUACGAGUAGGAGACAUAUCCUAGAAGAAGCGAAGGAACUAAUCAAGGAUUGUCCAUUUCUUGACGAACAAGGAAUUAUCAACUUGACAGAUUUUCCUUUAAACUCUGAGGUAAAAAGAAAAAUUCUUCUUAAACACGUGAAUGACUUGUCUGAAAAAGAAAUUCAGGAAAUCGUUCGUUGCGAUAUUCCACAUGGGUUCCCUUACUGCUGCAAAAUAUUUUCAUCUAACACUCAUUUGAGAAAAAAGGGUUCUGCCUUCUUCAAAAAUCCCGUUGGCUACAUCAAGGAGGAAGUUGAAUCCCUGCGUAGGACAGAUGUCGUGAAGUACUGUGCACUUGUGCUGUGCAUGCUCAAUGAUGGACACAUUAACAAAUCGGAAUUGGACAUAACACAGCUGGAUGAAGCAGGGAAAACUAGACUAAGAGACAUCUUGCAAUUGACUGAGGUUCCAUCCGAGAUCUCAACAACAAGUCUGAUAGACGCACUAGAUAACCUUACAUGUCUGUAUUUGGUUAACUACAACGAUACCUACCGGUUUAUGCAUCCUUGCCUUCUAGAGGUUGUCACCGAGAUGUGCUCGAAGUUUAUCCCGGGUGCUAUUGUCAAGCACUGUAGUCCUAACUUCCUACACGAACGAGUACGUAUUCGCACCAAGCAAGCGCGCUCUGGGGGGAGUUUUGUGGUUCUACUUGAAAAAGAACAAUUCAAAUUUCUGGCAAGUAGAUUCUAUGAGGAAGUGAAGGCGAAAAGAAUUAAAAGCGUUGUUCAACAUGAAGCAUGUCGUGAUGACAAUUUCGUGAAUUUCUUUAAAGGUUUUCUUGAAAAGAACAAUUUAAGCACCGACAUUGUCAUACAUUAUGACAGCUCUUUGCGCUCAAUUCUCUACUGGUGUGCAUGGACGGGCAGUUUCAAACUCUUCGCCUAUAUUCUACAUGGAUUUAAGUCAGAUGGCGUAUCAACAGAGUAUUUGAAUACGCAGAAAUCCAUGUGUCUUGUUGCAGCUUCGUUCUUCGGUUUUAAAGAUAUAGUGGAUAGUUUACUGAACUCCAUAACCGGCGUGAAAUUCAAUGACCAAAUACAUGACAAAAGGACGAAUUCGAAGUACAAAGUAUUUGGAUUUGUGCUUGGAAGAUUGAUGUCCAUUGCCCCUACCCCAUUACACGCUGCUGUCUGUGGUGGUUUCAAAGAUAUUGUUGAAAAGCUUCUGUACUAUCUGGCAGAUGUAAAUGCGAAGACAGAAGAUGGAAGUACCCCUCUACAUAUCGCUGUUUGCGCAGGACAUGUUGACAUAGUCGACAUAUUGCUGAGGAACAACCCUCCCGCAGAUGUAAACGCUGCCGACGUCUACCGGAGAACACCGUUACGUAUUGCUUCAGGAAUACCGGGUAUCUAUGAUACAAUUCCUAAGGAAUUUGCAAUGGAAAGGAUGCCGUGCGUUCGAGUCAGGGACCCACAAAAUCAAUUACGUAUUGCAAAAGCACUUAUGGAGAAUGGUAGUUCAGUUAACAGUCAGGACUGGCAUUUAGACACUCCGCUUCAUUCAGCUUUGGCAUCAAACAACUUCCGCUUGGCGGAGAUGCUCGUCUCUAGUGAUUAUGACGUUGACCUCAAGAACAUGAUCGGUGACACAUGCCUCCAUCUGGCAGCUAAGUUUGGACAGACAGACAUAUGUAAGUUACUUAUUGACAGAAGGGCUAAUGUCAAUGCUGUCAACAUGACAAACAAAACGAUGCCUCUUCACAUGGCAGUGCAUUCUGGGAAUGCAGAUACAGUGAAGUAUCUAGUCGAAAUUGGUGGUGCUCACACGGAAUUCCGUAACAAUGACAAUGAAACACCCCUAGAUAUUGCUGAACGCUGUGGCUUCCGCGAGGCAAUAGAAUUACUGAAUGGUGAAACUGAUAUUGUGACGUCACUAUGAAUGAAUGAAUGAAUGAAUGGAUGGAUGAAUGAAUGACUUGUUAGAUUUGGUUAGUUUUGUGAUGAAAUUAUAUGGGAAGAGAAGUGUUCAUUCUUCUGCUCAACGCCAUGACACCGGGAUGUCAUGACGCUAAACUUAUAUUUCUUUUCGAGAUUUUUACACAUUUGCUGCAAAAAAGACAUUCGCAUGUUUCAGGAGGAAGUAAGCUCUUUAUUCAGUGAUAUAACAAAGUCAAUAUCUCGUAAUAUGUCUGAGCUGAUGAAAGGAUGUAACAUCUAAUUUAUAUACCGUAUAGCGGGAAAUUUUAGCGGGGCUUUAAUUUGGCGAUUUGGCGGGUCCGUAUAUAGAUCGCCAAAAUUUAACCCGUCAAAUUUUAACACCGCCAAUUAAAAAGACGCGAAAAUUUUAAUUUUGCCAUUAGUUUCCGUUCCGAUCGCCAUUUACCUUUGAUAACUCCCGAGAGUAACGACUGGUGCGUAACGUUGGUUGUUGCCUUGCACCUGUCGGCCAAAAUGCCGAUAGGUAUGAAUAGCUAUAGCUAGUGAACAACUACUCACGAUACAUGUAUUGCAAUACAAGUAUGACAUAUAUCGCAUCAUAAUUAUUUUUUUGUGAAAACAAAGCCAUCUACCCUUACCAUUCAAUGGACUGAUAUUAACACUUUACCUGUUGACUCAUUGUUUAACAUACCUGUACGUAUACACAUCAUAAAAUAGAUGACCACGUCGAUAGCAUACGGUUGAUUAAAUUCUCUUUGUCUGUUGCUCGUACAUAUAAACACUAAUUUGACAACACACUUCAUCAGCAUGGAUAGAAUGUAUGGGCAUAACAUAAUCAUCUAUAUAUACCGGUAGGUAAUAUAUAUGCUCAACGCCAAAAAACCCUAGAUUUAAUGGAAAUCGCUCAAUUUUAACUCGCCAAAAUUUAACUUCCAGUUUUCAUGACCAAAUCGCCAAAUUUUAUGACCGCUAAAAUUUCCCGCUAUACGGUAUAAUAUAUUUUAUAUAUUGAUUUAACUUAUUAUGUCCUGUAGAAUAUACACAGUUGUUUUUUUCUGCUUUUUGAUAUCAGAUAAUGCACAUUUUGGUUUAGAGUAUUUUAAACCAAAUACCUGGUAUUUAAAUACGUAUUUUCGUAUACGUAUAUUCGUAUUUUCUAUUAUAUCUUCCUUUGUAAUGCAUUACCACUGGAUAACCCAACGAAAACCAGAUGGCAUUCAAAACACAAUGAAUGCCAUGGCUGAAUUUUUGACAUUAUUGUCAUUUUGACAUCAAAGAUGUAACGUUACAUACUACCGACCAUAAAUGAAGAAUAUUUUUCUAGACAUUCAACAGGCAAGAUGUAUAUUGUUUAAACUCAAUGCUGAUACAUUAUGAAGAGAUAUUUCUAUUAUGGGUACGUUUUACUCACUGAUUAAGCAAGUUGUCAUUCAUAUUGCUUAUGAAUGCAUUUCCACUAUAUUUAAGGGUUAACUGUAAUAUUUUUUUUACGUUAUUGCUCAGUAACACAAAAAACUGUGGUGUACUCUGAAU